Molecule: messenger RNA, 627 nt
Organism: Octodon degus (degu)
Lineage: Eukaryota; Metazoa; Chordata; Mammalia; Rodentia; Octodontidae
Product: myosin IC heavy chain-like
Exons: 1
Coding region: 1-627 (208 amino acids)
Source: RefSeq, a predicted model, not a curated record
AUGCGGUCGCCUUUCCUUGGCGCUCUACGGCAGCGCACCGUCGGGCUGCCAGGCCCUGGAGCACUAGGCUGGGGCUGCCGGGACUCCCGGACCGGCGCGCUGAGGCGGGCUAGUCCUAGGAUCCGACCUCAGCAGCCUCGGGACAGAGUCGCGGGGGAGGCGGGACGGUACGGUGGCGCCCUCUGGCUGCGCGCCGGGGACGCCCGGAUUUGUUUCUGCGAGAAAGGAGGCGCCGCUCCAGUCGGCCUGCCUGCCCUAGGCUCCCCUACCCCGGGGGCUCCCCUAUCUCCGGGGCUCCCCUAUCCCGGGGGGCUCCUCUAUCCCGGGGGCUCCCCUACCCCGGGGGCUCCCCUAUCCCGGGGGCUCCCCAGCCCGGGGGCUCCCCUAUCUCCGGGGCUCCCCUAUCCCGGGGGCUCCCCUAUCUCCGGGGCUCCCCUAUCCCGGGGGCUCCCCAGCCUGGGGGCUCCUCUACCCCGGGGGCUCCCCUCUCCCGGGGGCUCCCCCAGCCUAGGCCGCGGGACGUUGCCGGCGUCGCAGAGCCGCAGUGACGGGGCCGGCGUGGGGGGCACGGCGCCAGGGGCUCGCUCCUGCUCCCGCCCCGCCUCCAGCGUCCGGCAUCGGCUUUAG